AUGGCUACUCUGGGCGGAUAUCUUAACAAAAAGGUCCUGAUUGUCACAGCCGACUCUCGCAUUCUAGUCGGCACAAUGGCAGCAUGUGAUCAAACAACCAACCUGGUUUUGAAUAACGCUGUGGAACGAAUCAUCCGAACGCCCGACGACUCUGAGCCCUCAGCUCAAGUGCCCCUGGGACUUUACCUCGUGCGCGGUGACAACGUAUGCUCGAUUGGCCUCGUAGAUGAGGCGCUCGACGAUAGCAUCAACUGGACAGAAGUCAAGGGUUCAGCGAUUGGCGGUAUAAAACAUGUAUAG
Messenger RNA from Fusarium graminearum PH-1, 300 nucleotides. RefSeq lists its product as uncharacterized. Lineage: Eukaryota; Fungi; Ascomycota; Sordariomycetes; Hypocreales; Nectriaceae. Gene Ontology annotation, cellular component: U4/U6 x U5 tri-snRNP complex; precatalytic spliceosome; U6 snRNP. Bases 1 to 300 code for a protein of 99 amino acids. The record is from RefSeq and is a predicted model, not a curated record. Gene Ontology annotation, molecular function: RNA binding. Gene Ontology annotation, biological process: mRNA splicing, via spliceosome. The transcript has 3 exons.